UGAGAGUAUAGGGACAUACACGUACUUCCUGUGUAUUAUAUGAUGUACAUGAAUACAUACAUACAUACAUACUUACACGUAUAACAUACACAGCAGCAAGAGAUUAAACCAUACCUAUCUCAUAUCAUCACAAUACAUAUCGCAUUGCUAUUACAGCCCAUAGUAUGCUGAGUGCCGGUGCAUCUGAACAUAGUCAUACUGCUAAAUCGUACAAGUCUAGUUCGGCCGAACCAAGUGCUAACAGUAGAACAACUGGGAGUGACUGUAAACAGAUUAGUAACUCUCGAUUACAGGGGUUGAAUAAUCUGAAUACAUAUGCUACAGAUGCUACUGCGAAGUCCUCUGGGUGUGAUGAGAGUGUAGGUAUCGAUAAGAGUGUAAGAACGACUAAACUUGUCGAAGUGAAUGCAACCACAAACACGGCGAAAAUACUUGCGUUAACCCGGGCAGUUGCAGUAAAUGCAAGUAUAAAUAAUAGGAAGACGCCUAAGUCAAGUGGGCCUAUAAAUAAAAAUAUGAGUCAGAAUGUGGCGGCGGGCGACGCUACCAGCAGCAGCGAAGAAGGCGAGCUCAGUGACUACGGUGAAGAUAAUGUGGAAGUGGGUGAUGCUUUGAGAAAUUCCGGUGCAACAAAUGAAGUAUCUGAGAGUGCACAUAUAUAUACACAUACACAUACGGAUCUAAGUAAUACACGGGCUGAUGCGAGGGACAGUGACGCGAGCGCUUAUAGGAGUAGAGGCUCUCGAUCGCUAUGGAACAUCGCUGCUGACGAGGACAAAGUCGAUGAAUAUGAAGAGCUUCUACGAAACCACGGGCGCUCAGCUGCCCUCGCCGAACAACGCGACGAUUUUCACUCCACACAUAACAACCGAAGACAACACUCGACCAGCCAACAAAACCAGAACCGUAGGGAUUUCUUCGAUUCAAUCGGGUCUUUAAAUGGGCCUGGAAACCACCGUCUAUCUCGUGCAUCCUCGCACGUGGUAUCGCGCUCACAGUCUAUAGCCGAGACAUCAGUAGUAGCCGGGUCUGGUCCUUGGGGUGUGGGUGCGGGUGUGAAUAUCAGUGGCAUCAACACCAAUAACCGCAAUCAACUGGGUUUUGGAUUUUUCGACCCGUACGAGACCGUAACUACCACACACACGCCUGAUUCUGCCACCACGACGUAUGGCGUGGGUACCAGUCUAUCGGCAAAUGGGGCUGGGCCCGAUGUAUUGGGAGGCCAUCCCUUGGCUAUGCGUGCGCCUGAAGGGUUCGAGGGCAUUCCUGUGGUUUCUGCGGGCCAAAAAAAGCGAGAAGCGCAACGGAAACGUGCAAGCACGGUUCGUAGUACGAAUUCGUUUGGGUUAGAGAGAGACAGGGAGAAUGUAUUGGAUGUAGGGGAUGGUCAGUAUGGGUCUUACGCCUCUCUGCACUCACACCAGCGCUUGCAGGGCUUGGCUCAGAAUGCAGCAAAAAGCGGCCCGAGAGACAGAGACAGGGCCUCUCGAAUCAGCAGAGAUUCUGAUACUGGGCUGUAUAGGUCGAGGGAUGGGUAUGCACACACCCACACCCGUGUACGCUCAGCAAGUACGCAGAGACGGGACUCCAGUCCUACCCGGUCAAACAGGCGGAGCAGGCUGCACUCCGAUUCGGAAAAAAGGUCCGGUGUUGCGGAGGAUACCGUUUUCCAGAACAAGGCUUUCGUGCCGAAGGAUCAUGUGUUUUUCGGCAUGGAAUUAUUCAAAGAUAACGAUCAUUUGGAGACCCUCACAAAGAAGCACAAAAGCUCACCCGUUAUGUUUGGCUCGGGUAUAAAAUGUGACGCGGCCUCGGCCAUUGUCGAGGGAACUUUGUCCUGUGAAAUGCCCUAUUCAGCUUCGACACUUGAUCUCAAGAGUAUUGCGUCGGAGAACGGACUUGUAGUGGAGGACUUAAUCACUGGGCAGUUGAUGCCCAACUUACCAUCCCCUCCAGUUGAAGGGAAAGAACCCGUUAAGCCCGCCGAGCCUCAAUCAGAAUCCACCAAUAGCGACACUCAACCUGUCGUCCAAUCAACUGCCGCCAAUGGCGAGGUGAAAGUGCACCAAGACGAUAUCAUCCAAUCAGAAGACAUGGAAAUGAGUUCAGAGGACGAGAGAAGUCCACCUGUUGCCAUCGAAAUAUAUCCUGCUGCACCCAGACCCACUAUACCCUCGACAGCCGAGCCUAACCACACAUCGACAAGCGUUGCGUCACCGGCCGUCGAUUCCGUGAAGAAGCCGAUAUCCGCGUCUUCAGUUGACCUAGAUAAACUGCGCGCGAAAGCCAUGGAAACCAUCGUUAAACGCAAGAAAGCACAGCAACAGAUGAUUGGGUUGGACAUAAACGCGUUGCGAGCCCAGCUACUGGCGAAAAAGGCCAAGAAGCCAACCACGGACAAGGACGCGCCCGCCAAUCAGAAUGCGUCUGAAAGUAGCGUGUCCAAUCAGAAUCCAUCUGUGCCUGCGGCAGCGAAUCAGAGCUCGCUCAGCCGCUCAGUAUCACCCGUUCCACCAUCUGCAAAAACCCCGUGCGUUAACCACGCAGCCGCCUUCCUCAAUCGACUCAAGGCCCAACACCCCACUGCUGCACUGCCACCGGCCACCACAACCGCAAGUACAGUUAAUAAUAAUGCGAACGCAAUAGCAAGUCAAUCCCAAACACAAUCCCAGACCCGGACCCAACGCGGGGUUUCGGCACCCCUGGUGGGAUCGCGUACACCCAUCCCCGACGCAACUCAGACUGGAAGCAUGCCUCACAAAAAGGGCCCCAGUACGAGUACUGGGUCAACCCUGCGCCCCGUAAAGAGGGCUGUGUUCCCACCCGAGCCAUUGUUCCUGCGCCAGCCCACCGUUCUGUACCCAGACGAUACGGAUACGGACAGCAGCAGCGACGAGGCCGUUGCCGCUACUAACAGGAACGUGGCCAGUGUUCCACUGACCCAUGCCGAGCGACUGGCGAAUCUCAAGGCCGAGUUAGCCCGGAGAACACUGGCGAAUAAGAGCAAGGCCAAGAAAGCCCGAGUCAGCCUGCUCAGUGCGAGACAUAGUGCGAGCUGUACACGAGGCAGCACCCCGAUACCGGCGGGGAGGACCAGUCCUGUUACUGUGACGCCCGUCCUUGUGCCUAGCAACUCGGCGAAAAGUACUGGUGACCCGAGCAAAGAGCUGUCAAGUGGGGGUUCGCCCUUGGCGAGUGUACCGGGUGCUCACAAGCGUGCACUGUUGUUGGGAGGUGCUGGUUCGAGUGUUGAGGCUAGUACUCCGGACCCAUCAAGCGAGCAUCGGGAUAAGAGGAUUAGGCUGGACACCUCACCGGCGCCACCCUCUAUCUCAGAACCAGCAAAUGCAGUUGCAACCACAACAGCUGUCGCUGUGCAAGGCUCGACUUCUGCACCCAGCACAACUUCCAAUGGGCUGCCUCUGGAUGUGCCCGUGCCUGUAUCUACAACCGUACAGAAUACCACGCACGAGGUUAUUAUGCAACAACGUGAAACUGUGAGGGAGCACGAGGCUCUCGUGAAUGCGUCCAGAGUGGUUAUAGAGACAGUACACGCCAAGCAGAAAACUGCGAGUACUAUCCGAGAUACCGUAUUGAGCACGUGUCAACUACAACGGAAACGCGUGGCCGAACUCAAGGCAGCCCUAGCCGAGACCGAAAGUGCGCUGGCAGAAAACGAGACCAAGCUCCGACAGGCAAAGGAAGUCAUAGUGGAUUCAGCGAGGAAGCACGAAUUGGAAACCCUCGAGUGCAAAAAAAGGACCGGUGCUUUGUAUAUGUCCCGAGUUAAGCUGCUUGAUUCUCUGGUCAAUAGCCGACGAGCGACAUUGGCGCUGAAGAGUGGGGCCUCAAGUACUGUAUAUGACGAUACAGCCACCGACGCGGAGAUAGCAGCCCUUCGCGUACAAGCGACUAAAGAUCUCGAAAGUCUCGAUGCAAAGCGGGUUGUGUCCUCUCCUCUUGCGAUUACUGCCGCCGCCUCUGACAGCGGGUCGAGUGUUGCCAUGGCAACCGCUCCCCGGCCAUCGCCCGGGGCUGGUGCAGGUCAACAGUCCCAGAAGCAUUCAGGCGAGCCUGACAAAGUGCAAAUGGAGAGCACCGGCACUAAUGUCAGGGAACGAGGUGCAGUGGACCAGGGUACCCUAACAGUACCGCGUCGUACGUGGGUAUUGCCUUUUAGAGCGGCGUUAGGUGCCUCGAACGCGUGGAUUAUUGACACUAUAAAACUACAGGGGCAAGCGCAACGGGAUUAUAACAAACCUGUAUCGAAAAGGUCCACCGGUUCUAAACCGCAUGGCAAAAUGGGAACGGAUACGCCGAAGGUGAUCAUACCUGCAUCGAAAGUGCGUAAUGGAAUAGUCGGGAGACAGCCAGGCGCCACCGCCAAGCCCGGACGACCCGUGAAUGAUCUUAACAACCGGUUUACGUUGUUAGCAAACCAAGUUGAAUCCAACGAGGUACCGGACAGUCAGCCGGAUCAGUGGGGUGCUGACACAAGUGGCAUGUAUGAGAGCCCGCUCAGGAUGUUUAAGUCAUACCGCUUCGUCCCGUUUUAUCGCACGAAAGCGAAUUUGAGCAUCGCCUCGAACACCUACAGCCACAAAAUCGAUCCAAUGAAGAUGUUCUGUAUGAAAGAACUGGAGGGCAAAGUGUGCCGCUCCAGCACUUGCAGAGCCCAACACGUCAAGGAUUACACCCUUUCCGAGGCCGAUUUAUUGCAAGACAUUGCCUCCUACGCGGGAGAUGAGUUAGACGGCCAGGAUCAAAUAGCCGAGCGUGUAGGAAAACUGCGUAGCAAAUACCCCACGCUGGGCGAUAAGGAGUUGCAGUUGAUGUUGGUAUCCGAAGUGAAUAAUUCGAAGGAAAAUGCGGCACGUGGUGGUCCAAAGUAUGUUGCGGCAGCCCCGAGGAAGUGGACACCUACGAGCACUCAGCAUGCCCUUGCACCGCCAAAGCGCCUAGACCCUCGAGAGGUCAGCAUAGACGCACUGGAGGCUCGCAUUGAGGAUGCGAAGGCAACGAUGAAGAUCGGGCACACGCUCAAGGGCAACGCAAGGCGCGACAACACAGACGAUAAAGAGAUAGUUCGGUAUUGGGACUCUGCCAACUCAGGUGUAAAACGUGAUUUUGAAGCCAUUCUGAAGAAACACCCACGUGACACAUCUCUGUGGAUCGAGUUUGCGAAAGACGCCGCCAACACUGCACUGAACGAUACCGUUUCCAUGGCAACCGUGGAGCAGCGCGAGAAACAGUCCGCGAGGAUAUCCUUACACGUGCUCUCACGUGGCCUGGAACUGAACCGAGAUAGCGAGAGUCUCUGGAUCGAGUAUCUGACCUUGUACGAAGAACACGUUGAUGAGGAAGAUGAUAUCGCUGAGGUGUAUGCAGAUGCUGUCAGGCUAGUGCCUUGGAGCUUCAAGCUGUGGUGGCACCUGAUACACUUUGAUAGCUCGUACUCGGAGAUGUACAAGACUGUUUGCCGCGCAUAUGAAGCUAUCCAGGGCUGCCUCGAUGAGAAGCUGGAAACGCGGGCAAGCUCAACCGCUGCUAAAAACCGAGGGUCGAAUAUAAAGCGAAAUUCAGAAUCAAAAUCGGGUUCAAUAGCGACUACCCGAACCCCACUCACGACAGAACAGCGGAGACAAGACCCGAAUCUGGUUAUCGCCAGCACGCGUUCCAAAUCGCAGAAUAUAAGGGCACUCGCAGAACAGGCCCGUGCCAAGAAGAUACACGCACAAACCCGAAAAGCUGGGCUCGAAGCGCAGCUACGAACACGCGAAAGGGGUCCAAUAGAUGAGAACCCGGACACUGCAGAUGCCAUGAAGGUGGAUGAUCACGAGUAUAUGUGCUCCACCGAUGGCGAGGACGGUUCCACAAGCGAUGACGACAGCGAUGUUAAUAGUGCGGCGCAGGGGGCCUUGGAGGGGGUCUUUGCGCAAAAUGGAGAAGGCUCGGAAGAGGGCGAGAGUAGCGGUACAGACAUGGACCUGGACCCGGAGACAGAACAGACGACAUCCCCAAGCCCAGACACUGAUACGGAACAGGGAUCGGAUGGAUACGCGGGUGGCUCUGGACAUCAUGCGGCUGUGAAUGUGGAGGAGUUGGAGGAUAGUCUGCUGCGGUUUGCGGUGUAUGCCGUACAUCUGCAUCUGUUAACAGGCCGGCGUGCCACCGCCAUCGAUCUGUGCGAGAGCAUGCUUACGCCUGGUUCUGAACGUGCAUACCCGCAUGUGAAGACGGGUACGGAAGCUCGAGUACGUACUCACACACAAACCACAUCACCAGCUCAAGCUACAAGAAUAGUGCCUAAGCAGGGCUCCGUUGUCUUUGCGGGGAUCACAGACAGACUAGGACCGGGCAACAUUGCGCGGCUGUGGCUGACUUACCUGCAUGUGCGAAUGUUCCAUACUGUGCCUGUGGCGCUGUAUAUGGACUCCCAGGAUGCGCCCGUGCCCGAUCUGUUGGGUGAGAGUGUGUUGGAGUGGUCUCGACUACCAGUGAACGUGCUGCGUCAGGCGUAUUCCUCGUUAAUUGGCCACUACCGGUCGGCCAUGGCAGUAUUGCACGGGCGUAGGGAUCAUGGUGAAGUAGGAGAAAUAGCUGCAGAAAGGUUCGGUACUCUACUGUGCCUGAGUGCAGUGUGGCUGAUAGUCCACCUGGCCGAUCCGAGUACACGCGCGUCUGAAAUUGCCACAGAUACUGACAGCAGUGGAGCGGUCGGUGGCGUCGCGGCAACCCCGGUAUCGCACCAGGUGCUGUUCAAGGACGGGUUGGAGAUGUUGAACCGUAUGUUUACUACCGUAGCAGAGCGAACACAGACAGUACACGCCAGCGAAGAUCGCGUACGAGGUGUUAUGGUGUACAUCCGCCUGUGUAUGGCCUGUCAGGAGACCUCGGGCCUGCUUGACUAUGUUAUAGGCGUAGCGUGUGGGCGAACGGGGUUGGCCGAGUUGCCAGUAAGAGGAGCAGUGCCGAACUGCCCUUCAACAUCCCAAGCCCAGGAAGCUCAGACUAGCGAUCUGGUUGGUGCUGGUGAUAGCAAGAGUGGUACAGACUCUGCUGAGGUCACACUGUCUAUAGCGGACGUGCCACGGGUGCUAUACGCGUAUGUGCGGUGGAGUCUGGCGUGUGGAGAUGCGGAGAAAGCUUCCACCCUGCUCACCGUGUGUGCGCGGGUGCACUACAGCCAUGACAGAGACAUCCUGGUCUCACAGACCAUCACCACUGAUACUGUGGGAAAAUGCAUGGACGUAGCCACCCUCUACCGUACCCUGCUGGGGUUGCCUGUCGCGUAUGACACCAAACUGCCUACCUUGGUACCGAACUGUGCGGCGAGUUCGUCUGUGAGUGUGCGUAGGCAGGACGCAGCCCUGUGGCAGUGUUACUGUCUGUACCUGCAGUUGGCAACGGGUGCGGAGAGUAACGGAGCUUUUAAUGAGGAAGCAUAUGUGGAGCAAGAUGGCGUUGAGGUGGCGUACGAUCUCGCGUUGGUCACACUGCAGAGUGGGAGCCCAGCACGUCAGGUGUACAUAGACUACGUCGAAUAUCUCUGCGACACGCAGAAACGGCGUGAAGUUCCUGACCUCGAGUGUACCGAACUAACAGUGUAUCAGUCCAAGAUACAGGAUGUUCUUAAUAGAUGCCGUGUCCGAAACCCGUCACCAGCAAUAACACCGUUUGCUACAUCCAUUGCAGCGAGCUAUGGAUAUGCUAUUGGGCUGGGUCGGGAGAAGGACUAUAGAUUCUCUGGGAAAGUACUAGAUUACUUCUUCAAUUGUCUACCGGAGAAUCGAUGGAGCUUAGUGUUCGAAAGCACUCUUCGUUUGGAGCCCGACAAUCCAUCCAUCUCCCUCAAGGCAGUGUAUUAUCAGUACAGUAUAGGCGCCGUACAGAAGGCACAUAAUAUUCUGGGGCGGUUGGUACGCGCCUGUCCCCAGUUCUUUGUAGCCUGGCGGAUGGCUGCGGCUUUAGAGAUUAACGAGAAGAAGAUUGAGGAAGCCAGAUGGCUGUACAGUGCAGGCGUGGGUAGUCUGCCCUUGUGUGCCGCACUGUGGCAGGAUUGGUUAGAUUUCGAGAACCUAGACUUUGUCGCCAUCUCACACGGCAGCAACCACCAAGCAGCCAUCACCGAUGUCAUGCGUGCGGCUAUAGCACGGGGUGUGAUUAUUGGAAGUACCAGGAUAGACACAGACACCACUACGAAGUCAAGUACAAACACACAAGAAUACGAGGAUCAAUAUAAUGAAGCACCGCGGAUAGAUGCUGAUAAGGCCACAGCUCCCACGGAUACCAGUGCCGAGAGCGUUUCCGGAGACUGAUCAAGGAUGGAUGUAAUGUCGCACAGG
This is a messenger RNA of Sphaeroforma arctica JP610, 8345 nucleotides long. RefSeq lists its product as hypothetical. NCBI's taxonomy places the organism in Eukaryota, Ichthyosporea, Ichthyophonida. The transcript has 17 exons. The coding region runs from base 165 to 8318 and encodes 2717 amino acids. Gene Ontology annotation, cellular component: exosome (RNase complex); nucleus. The record is from RefSeq and is a predicted model, not a curated record. Gene Ontology annotation, molecular function: protein binding. Gene Ontology annotation, biological process: RNA processing.